Molecule: messenger RNA, 941 nt
Organism: Raphanus sativus (radish)
Lineage: Eukaryota; Viridiplantae; Streptophyta; Magnoliopsida; Brassicales; Brassicaceae
Exons: 6
Coding region: 110-484 (124 amino acids)
Source: RefSeq, a predicted model, not a curated record
AUCCUCAAUCCAUCAUUCUUUUUUCUUUCCUGUCUGGAUCCAUCGCCGAGCUCAGCCAUGGAGAUUUCAUCAAAUUUGCCGUCUUCAUCUGACGGUGCAGAAGCCAGAGAUGGUCGAGUUCUACGAAACGGAGACGGUGGAAUCCACGAUUCGUCCGAGAGUCGACGGAGUGCGGGAUCUCGAUUUGGAGGAAGAGAUCAUCGGUUCCUCCUCAUGUGGUGGAGAACAGCGAGAUGAGGCAGCAGUGGUUCGUGGGGAUAUUGAGUUUUCUGGAUGUGUUUAUGCGCUUACGGGAGGCGUUGCGCCACUUAUGCCUUCAAUUGAUGUUACCCACUUAAAGCUACAUCCUCCACCUGACGAGAAGGUAGCUUGGCAAUGGCUUCCCAUCAAAAGUUCUGCUAGGAAAGAUGAUCUGCAGCUUUACCAGUGGAUGUACAGAGGCCUUGAUGUUGGAUCAGCCAAGCCAUCAGAAACUGAUAGCUAGAAAGGUAUAUGAAACAUACGAGUUGAUCUCUACAGAUUUCAGAUGUGAAGACAUGCUUUCAGGUGCGGAAGGAGUGUUGUCAGAAGCUAGAUGGCUUCUUGAUCUUGGUCUUCUUCCAAACACAAGUUCUGAUACUCGUGCCAUUGGGUACAAACAGGCCAUGGAAUAUCUAUCGAAUGUCGUUGACGAGUGGGUGUGAGCUCCCCUGGAGAGUCUUAUGGGUUUUUGAACAAAUUUCAGCAAGCUUCCCGGUGAUUUUCCGUGAGAGCCAGGCUCUUGAAGAAUAUCGAAGCAAGAAAAAGCAUAUGGAGUUUGACUUACCUUGAGCCAAUAAGGAGAAACUACACCUUUGGAGUUUGAAUUUAGUUAUACAAACUCAUUUAUAAGAGUACAUAAUUAUAUGCAAGACUAUUGAGGAUUAAUAAUUUAUUUAUAAAGAUUUAUAAAUUACGUAUAA